Messenger RNA from Ostertagia ostertagi, 1176 nucleotides. The record is from the annotation of a GenBank genome assembly. NCBI's taxonomy places the organism in Eukaryota, Metazoa, Nematoda, Chromadorea, Rhabditida, Trichostrongylidae.
AUGGUUGAAGAGGGUAGCCAACGAGUGGUUCAUUUGAUGAAUCUAGUUCCGUCAACUUGCGUUCCGGCGGAUGCAAUUGACGAACGUAUUCGCCUGUUAGAGGAAAUCGAUCCAGUCACCAAGAAGUCUGGCUUCUUAGAGGAAUUUGAGCGCAUUCAACAAGUAGAUGACCAAUUUUCUUCUCGACGUGAAGGGAAAAAGGAGCAGAACAUAAGCAGGAAUCGGUUAUUUCUGAAGGACGUUUCUCCUAGCGAGUCUGAUUAUAUCAAUGCCAGUUAUAUAAAGAUACCAAAAGGACCACCGCUUCAUCUUUACGCUAAUCGAGAGUAUAUUUCCACGCAAGGUUGUCUUCCGAAUACUCUUCUUGACUUUUGGCGAAUGGUAUGGCAGGAAAAUAGUCGCGUGAUAGUGAUGACUACAAAGGAAAUGGAGCGAUCACGGAGCAAAUGUCACGUUUAUUGGCCGGCAUUACGCGAAGAGCUUAAUCUUCGUGAAUACGUGAUCAAGACUGUUGAGGAGACGAAAGUACCGGGCGACAACGGACUAGAUAUGUUCAUUAAGCGGCGUUUCAUGGUAGCUAAAAAAGGUAUGCCUCAGCGAGAACUAUUUCAUCUGCAGUUCAUCGGUUGGCCUGAUCACGGAUGUCCAGAACAUCCGGAAUCUGUGUUACGUUUCCUGGAUGCUGUGGAUGUGGCUUGCAAGAAGGCCAUCUCGACGCAGGGUCCUGUAAUUGUGCACUGCAGUGCAGGCAUUGGACGAACGGGGACGUUUAUAGUGAUAGACAUUCUCCUCAAUCAAAUUCGGCACAGAGGAAGUUCUUGUCCCAUUGAUAUACCACGCACGGUGAUGAAAAUUCGCGAACAGCGCAGCCGUAUGGUUCAAACGGAAGCGCAAUAUGUCUUUCUGUACAGAGCAAUUAGUUGCUAUAUAGCUAUGCAAAGUCGGUCUCGACAUCCUUCCGAUGAGACGGGUACCGGUGAAGGAGGGCAUCCGCUACAUCUUCCACCACCCCCAGUUCCGCGACGACGAGCGGUACCUGAGGUCGCUCAGGCAUAUGAUAAAAAUCGUCUGCGUCAUUUCACUGACUCAUGGAAUUUAUGCGGUGUAAAAAUCGUUUGUGCUAGUGUUUGUUUAGUUAAUUUACACUUUGUAAACAUUUUAUUUUUUUAUUACUGA